Drosophila subobscura is the source of this 3024-nucleotide messenger RNA. RefSeq names its product putative sodium-coupled neutral amino acid transporter 10. The transcript has 5 exons. The record is from RefSeq and is a predicted model, not a curated record. Gene Ontology annotation, molecular function: amino acid transmembrane transporter activity. Gene Ontology annotation, biological process: amino acid transmembrane transport. The coding region runs from base 435 to 2894 and encodes 819 amino acids. NCBI's taxonomy places the organism in Eukaryota, Metazoa, Arthropoda, Insecta, Diptera, Drosophilidae.
ACAUCACCAUAAACAAAAACAAUGAUGACGUUACCAAAAAUUUGUUUUAAAACCCCAAAGCGGCCGUAAAAAUGCUCAGAACCGCUACUAAGCUUUCGCUACUAUGACCGCCUGUGUAUUAAUAACCAAUGUUUGCUGAACAACACGCACUUGCUCAAUGUAAGCACCUCCGCCUCUACCAUCGUCGCCGCCGUCGUCGCGACCACUCCGCGGAAUUAUUUUGUUUAUAGUUUGUUUUGCUUACACAAGUGCACUUACUCUACCUAUAUCUAAUACUUGGUACGACGCCACAACUGUUAUCUGACUGUCGCACGGGUCAGAGCCGCGACCGUAAAACCAGUUCUAGAAAUAGGCCAACACAACGCGGCCUCACCUCAUCAUCGUCAGCAAGGGGAAAGUGACGCGCCCCCGGGUGAACCCAAGGGCUCCAUAAAAUGUUAUCACACUCGGCUCACGUUAUGACGCUGGCCAACAGCAUCAUUGGUGUUGGCAUAUUGGCAAUGCCCUUCUGCUUCCAGAAGUGCGGCAUUGUGCUCUCCAUCAUUCUCCUGGUGCUGAGCAAUGUGAUAACCCGAGUCUGCUGCCACUACUUGAUAAAAACUUCACUGCUGACACGUCGCAAGAGCUUCGAGUUGCUCGGCCUUCACGCUUUCGGCGCUUCCGGCAAACUGCUGGUGGAGCUGUGCAUCAUCGGGUAUCUAAUUGGAACGUGCAUCACUUACUUCGUGGUUGUUGGAGAUCUCGGCCCGCAGAUAAUUGCCAAACUCUUCACUCUCAAUGUGGCGGAGCACAUGCACCUGCGAUCUCUGGUCAUGGUAGUGGUGACCGUGGUCUGUAUUGUGCCACUGGGCAUGCUGCGGAACGUGGAUAGCUUGUCGGCCGUGUGCACCGCUUCCAUUGGCUUCUAUGUGUGCCUCAUGCUGAAGAUUGUGCUCGAGGCGGAGAGCCACAUCUCGGCGAAUGACUGGACGGAAAAGGUGGUCUACUGGGAGCCGGCUGGCGUGCUCCAAUGCCUGCCUAUUUUCAGCAUGGCGCUAUCCUGCCAAAUGCAGCUGUUUGAGGUCUUCGAGAGUAUCAAUAACCAGAGUCUUGACAAGCUGAACGGCAUCGUCCGCAACGCCACUUGGAUCUGUACGCUUGUUUACAUAGCCGUCGGCUUCUUUGGCUAUGUGGCCUUUUGCACUCACACCUUUUCGGGCAACAUCUUGGUGAACUUGUCGACAUCCUUUGGCAGCGACAUUAUCAAAAUUGGCUUCGUGCUGUCGAUUGCCUUCAGCUUUCCCUUGGUUAUAUUUCCCUGCAGGGCCAGCAUCUACUCGCUGCUCUAUCGUAAAGGACACACGGAGAGCAGCAGCUACAUACCGGAACAACGUUUUCGCCUCAUUACAAUCUUUAUCGUUGUCUUCUCGCUGUGCGUGGCGCUGGUUAUACCCUCCGUUGAGCUGAUCAUUGGAUUGGUCGGCUCCACCAUUGGCGUGGCCAUUUGCAUAAUGUUUCCUGCUUCCAGUUUCCGCAAAAUCAUCAAAAAAGAGUCGAUGGAACGCACGCUGGCGCAGUUUAUCUUUGUCAGUGGCUUCCUGCUGAUGAUUUUGGGCACCUAUGCGAACUUGAGUGCCAUUGAUGAGAAAAGCUCUGGCCCAGAGCUAAAUGUCGUUCAAAUGGUGACGCCCCUAGCGCCGCUGCCCAUUGGCGAGCUGCCAAAGCAUUUGGCCAAAGAUCCCACCGAGCAUGAGAAAAGUUUGCUGUUGGAAAAGCUAGAAGCGCAGAAGCCAGACCCAAACAUAGACAACAUUGGAGAGAAGAUACUCGAGAAGCCAAAGGCUGUGCUUAGCUCUUCCUCGGACAACCCACCGAUGCCCCCACUGCCCAUUGAUGAGGCUCACGAAAAUGAACCACCCGUGUUGACUGAUGACAAAAAGUCUCCGGAAGUAAAAGUAUUGAACCCACCCGACCCACCAAAGCCGGAGAAUAGUAUUCCCAAUAACUUGACAGCCGUCAAGCCCAAGGAAAAUCCUUCCAUUGUCGUUGCGGAGGCCAAAAAAGAACCGACAAAGUUAGCAGCGAGUAACAUGAUAGACGGAGCCGCCAUCAAAAAGGAGGAGGAUGUGGCGGCAGAGGAGCAAAAGGAAAGCAAAGCAAGUGCCGACGAACUGCUCAAGACGCAGAAUGAACUGAAGGAGACCAAGAAACUGCUGGAACGUACCGUCGAUGAGCUGAAUGAGGAGCUGGCCAAACAGAAGCCCCUCGGCCAGCAAUCCGCUGAUGUCCAGGAAGUGCCCGAUGACUCGAAGAUCGUUAAGAAAUUGCAGAAAGAUGAAAUUAUUGCCAAGGAACCAAAGCCGAAGGCUUCUUUAAUUGAAAUUCUUACGGAAAAUACUCAUCUGCGCGACGAGAAGGAAGCGCAUGCUGGUGUCUACGAGCCGCUCUCCUACAAGACGGGGGAACUGCUCAAGAACACCAGUGUCGACACAGCAGCCCUGAUUAAACGAUUGCCCAUACCACUGGCGGUCAUGCUGCUGAACGCAACUCAGCCAAAGGCAAACAAUACCUCAGCCAACGACUCUGCUCUGCACAAGCCCAACAUUGAGGAUAACGUGGAGGCCAUACGCCGCGAGCUCCUGAACCUGAGGACACCCAGCGGGCCGACUGAUCAGCCUUUGAACAGAAUCAAGCGUGAGGUGGCCGACGACGAGAACUGUCUCCGCCAGCCCAAGCUAAACGAGUUGAACGGCAACCUGGCCGCCGCAAGCUUACAUUUGCAAUUGGAGAGCAUAGGGCGUGAUCUCAAGUCCAUCAAAGAUGAAGAUGAAGAGACCACCACAAGCCCCACAACUACUGUGAACGAAUCCCACGAACUCAGUCCCAACAGAACCCAAACCCCGCAGCACACGUAGCGUGCAAUUGUACAAGUUAUGGAAAGCUUUAUGUACAUAAACUUUUAACAUAUUUAUUUAGUUUGUAAGGGAACAAAGUGUAGAACCAGCAGAAGCCUUAAAGUAAUUUAAAAUACAAAUAGAAACGUCA